AUGACCCGGGUCUACGUUUAUACGGCGGGCCUGGUGGCCUUUGUUGCCGCCACGGCCAUGAUUGUCGCCUCCAUCGUCGAACCCCAUUGGAUCUCGUACUCGGUGACGACGACCAAAGGCGAGACGCUCGAGAAGCACAUUGGGCUGCACAAGAGCUGCUCCAGCCUCGACGACCCCUACUGCCGCGACUUCCCGUCCCAGGAGCUCUGCCAAUACGGCGAGCGCUACUUCUGCUCCAUGUGGCGGACCGUCGGCUUCAUGGCCUCGUUUGGCAUCGUCCUGUGUCUGGCGACGCUCAUUUCCUUUGCCAUCGUCAUGGGCGGCGGCAAGUACCGGCGCGAGACGGGGUGGCCCUUUGUCGCCGCCCUGCUGUCGCUCGUGUCCGUGGUCGAGUUCAUCGUCAUCUCCAUUGUGGCGUUCUUGUACGACCACGACGCCCAGUUUACCAUUCCGGGAUGGAGGCUCGAUGUUUCGUGGUAUCUCGGCACGGUCAGCGCUGCGCUGUCGUUGAUCACGGCGGCUGGCCUGGCUUCGUCUGCCUACUUUCUUCCGCCGGAAGAAGGUUACGAGUUUCUCGACGAUCCGCUUGAUGCUUGA
Messenger RNA from Trichoderma reesei QM6a, 597 nucleotides. RefSeq lists its product as uncharacterized. The coding region runs from base 1 to 597 and encodes 198 amino acids. The transcript has 3 exons. The record is from RefSeq and is a predicted model, not a curated record. NCBI's taxonomy places the organism in Eukaryota, Fungi, Ascomycota, Sordariomycetes, Hypocreales, Hypocreaceae.